Messenger RNA from Empidonax traillii (willow flycatcher), 1193 nucleotides. RefSeq names its product mitotic spindle organizing protein 1 (gene MZT1). The transcript has 3 exons. The record is from RefSeq and is a predicted model, not a curated record. Gene Ontology annotation, biological process: mitotic spindle assembly; gamma-tubulin complex localization; microtubule nucleation by interphase microtubule organizing center. Gene Ontology annotation, cellular component: interphase microtubule organizing center; centrosome; spindle. Lineage: Eukaryota; Metazoa; Chordata; Aves; Passeriformes; Tyrannidae. The coding region runs from base 73 to 291 and encodes 72 amino acids.
UGGGGUCUCGCGUGGGGCCGGGGCCGGAGCCGCGGCUCGUUCCGGUUCCGGGGGAGGGCUGUGAGGGUCGCCAUGGCGAGCAACGCCGCCAGCCUAAACGCGGUGCGGGAAACCAUGGACGUUCUCUUUGAGAUUUCAAGAAUAUUAAACACUGGCUUGGAUAUGGAGACAUUGUCUAUUUGUGUGCGGCUUUGUGAACAAGGGAUAAAUCCAGAAGCAUUAUCAUCUGUUAUUAAAGAACUGCGCAAGGCUACAGAAGCUCUAAAGGCUGCUGAAAAUAUGACAGGCUGAUAUGGGCAAAGAUUUCUGCAUGAGAAGAAUGCCAAGAUAAACUUAACAGGAGUUCUGAAGAUUGCCAGUAUUCAGACAAAAAUGAAAUAAGUGUGUAUGCAAAGGUCUCAGAAUAUUUCUGUAAUAUUAUUCAAAAGAAUGGUGUAUAUAAUAUAAUAGCUUUGAAAAUUUUUUUAAUAAGUUCACCAGUAAUAGUUUACUUGGUAUUUUUGUGAACUGUUUGUGAAUGUAGUGCAAUUGCUCUUUGGCAUCCAGUACUUUUAAAAUCAUGCCAGUUACUGUACAUCUGUUGAAUUUACUAGCAUGUACAAAUGAGUAUUGUUAUAGUGAGUGCACCUUUUUUAAUGCAUCCUUUAGAAGUGCAGGUAUAUCCUGAGUUUUAUCUCUUGCUUUGAUGAAAAACUGCAUGUAACAAUUUUAGCCUUGCUUUAUGGACCACAGAGGAAUGAAACUUAGACUGACUUUAUUUUAAUUAGAGUAAGGGCAGUGACUUAAGUAUCAAUUUGAUAGUAAGAAGUAAAGCAUUUUUGAUAAUAUAAGUAAUGAAUUGUCCUUUUUAUUUUGAUUCAAAUUGCUGGGAAAAGUGUUUUACUUAGAUAACAAAGGUGCUUCAGUUAUCCAUGCAGAAAUGUAUGUAAAUUUAAACUCUAGAUGACGUGGGAUGUUUUACGAAGAUUAAAUGCUACAUUUGUUAUUUGUUCCAACUACUGGAUCUAAAAAUAUUUAGUCUGUAUGUUAUUGCUUAGUCAAAGCAUAAAUGAGGAGCAUCAGAUUUGGUUGAUGAGUAUCAAUGAGUCUUAAACAGUCAUUUGGUCUAGAAAUGUCUUCUCCUUUAGAACUAGGAAUCUUCACUGGUGCCAGACGAAGUGGUUAUUUCCAGUAAAUAUCCUUUCAUCCAGAAA